AAGUCGGUCAACAAGAGAGACACGACACGACCAUAUGGUCAGUUCGUACGAAGUAUCGAUUGCCAGUCACCUCUCCCUACGCUACUUCUUGAUUUGACCGUAACAAACCCUUGAUCGAAAAGCAACCCGAGUUUCAUCUUUUCUAGUGUUGGUAGCCACGCGAUAUGGGGAAGAGAAAGUCAAGAGCUAAGCCCCCUCCAAAGAAGAGCCUCAAACUUGAUACUGUUUUCAGCUGUCCUUUCUGCAAUCACGGGACCAGUGUGGAAUGCCGCAUUGAUAUGAAGAACUUGAUUGGUGAAGCCAUAUGUAGGAUAUGCCAAGAGAACUUCAGCACUACAGUUACAGCUCUGACGGAAGCAAUUGACAUAUACAGCGAGUGGAUUGAUGAGUGUGAGCGAGUCAAUACCGUGGAAGAUGAUGCCGAAUGAUAAGAUAAUGAUGGGCAGGAAGGUUGUUGUUGCUCUGUGCAAAUGAAAUAAUCAUCUCAUGCCCAUCUUUUAUUCGAUGUAUGUGCUCGAUCCUUACUACCUAGUUGAACCAUCUGUCUCAAACUAAUCAAAGGUGGACUUCUGGAUAUGUAUGUAACUAUGUAUUGUUGAGUGACAAGGGUAGAUCUUAGGUGCGCAACUGGUUUGUUCUUGUAAGUUGUAAUAUAUGUCGUCUCGUUAGUUUGUUUUCUUAAUGUAAUGCCAUAAUAAGACUGGUCAGUCAAGGUUAUUCUGAAAUCUGAACUUGGUUAGUCCUA
Spinacia oleracea (spinach) is the source of this 745-nucleotide messenger RNA. RefSeq names its product transcription elongation factor 1 homolog. Bases 165 to 428 code for a protein of 87 amino acids. Gene Ontology annotation, biological process: transcription elongation by RNA polymerase II. The record is from RefSeq and is a predicted model, not a curated record. The transcript is spliced from 6 exons. Gene Ontology annotation, molecular function: RNA polymerase II complex binding. Gene Ontology annotation, cellular component: transcription elongation factor complex. Lineage: Eukaryota; Viridiplantae; Streptophyta; Magnoliopsida; Caryophyllales; Amaranthaceae.